UGUAGCAGUGCUAGCUUAACUGGUUAAGUCUUGAUCGAUAAACGUCUUAAACUCUGUAAGACAAGUGUUUAAUUUAUGUCAGGCUCUAGGUUUAACAGUUUUUAUGAGGAAACUCCUUCUUUGUGUUUGUUUUGAAGCCACUGUGAUUAUUUUCUAGUCUGGGUUUGCAGUAGAGCAUGUAAUUAGCCCUCACCAGCGAAGUGAAUGUACCGAUAGACUCCGCGGCUAACAGCAGAAACUUUGUCAGUGGUUUAGACGUUUGAGCUUUUACUGUUUUCAUUGUAAUAUGUACGAAUCCCCUCCGAGGUUGUGAGACUGUGCGGGAUCGUCUCAACAGAGUGGAUCCAGAACUACUGACCAGAAUUACUGUAUUUGUUAGUUGUUAUGUCUGACGGCAGUUUCAGGAGGAGACAAACAGAAGAUCAGGGCUGAAACCUGGUUCAACAUGUGAAAGUUGCAAGCAAGGAAAAUCCCAGGUCCAGUGAGGAUGACUGAGAUUAUGAAGGUUGAAGCAGAUGAACCUGGAGAGUUCAGAUUAGAGCCUCCCACACCUGCAGCAUCCACAUCAGAACUGGAGGAGGAAACACAAGACAGGACAGAUCUCAAACACACCUGUUGGGAUAUCCACUCUCUCCGAGGGAAUCCUGCUGACAUGUUUGCUGCUAUGCAACAUUUCAAGCCGACUGAAUGUUCCCACAUUGUUAAAAUUCGGCAUGAAGCUGUUUUACGACUCCAUCAGAUGUUGGUGAUCAAAAAAGAAGUUCCUCAUGACUGGAACCCCGCUUUGGACCUGCAAGACCAAGAGCCCCCCCACACUAAGGAGGAAAAUAAGGAACUAUGGGUUCAUAAGAAGGAAGAGCAACUUACUGUGAAGAGUGAGGAUGAAGAGAAACCGCAGUUAUCAGAGCUUCAUCAGAUUAAAACCGAAGACAAAAGGAAGACGAAAACUGGAAGGGAGAACUGUGGAGGACCAGAAUCAGGUAGAAAAGCAGCUGGAUUACGCUCUUCACAACAAAGUAAGGUGAUGGUGAACAAAAGAGCUAAAAAAUUUAAACUGCGUGCCAAACCUGCCUGUCAGAUUAGUGUGCACACAGGAGAGAAACCAUUUGGUUGCAAUAUUUGUGGCAAGAGAUUCAGGCACAAACCUUAUGUUAAGCUACACAUGAUGAUUCACACUGGAAUCAGAGAACAUAGCUGCGAUUUUUGUGGUAAAGGCUUUAAAGAAAAACGUUGUCUUCAGACACACGUGAGACUCCACACUGGGGAGAAACCAUUUGCCUGUGAUGAUUGCGGUAGAAGGUUUCACGCAAAGACAAGUCUGAGUAGUCACUUGGAGGUCCAUUCAGAAGAAAAUCCAUUUUCUUGUGAUGUUUGCGGUUCAAGAUUUAAAAGGAAUGGAAAUCUUAAAAAGCACAUGAGGAUCCACACUGCAGAGAGACCUUUUGUUUGUAGUGUUUGCAGUAAAGGAUUUUCACAACAAAUUCAUCUAAAAAGCCACAUGACUGUUCACACGGGAGAGAAACCGUUCAUCUGUAGGGUUUGCAAUAAAGAAUUUUCGCGACAAGGAAAUCUAAAGAGGCACAUGAGCGUUCACACAGGAGAGAAGCAGUUUAUUUGUGAUGUUUGUAGUAAAGGAUUUUCAAAACAAAACUAUCUCAAAAAUCACAUGGAGUCUCACACUGCACCAUUUAGUUGCAGCGAUUGUGGUAAAUGUUUCAUGGAGGAAAUGCAGUUGAAGCAACAUAUGAGACUUCACACUGAAGAGCGUCCGUUUGGUUGCGACGUCUGUAAAAUCAGGUUUAACAAAAAAUAUAAUCUGAACAGUCACAUGAGGCUCCAUCUAGGAGAAAAACCGUUUGCCUGUAGAGUUUGCACAAAAGUAUUUUCACGACAUGGAGAUCUGAAGAAACAUAUGUGUGUUCACGAGGGUUUUAGCUAAAAAUUAUUUUUCAUUGUGUUUUUAUUUUUGUCUAUCUAUCCAGUGUUUCUGAGGGCACAAUUUUAUUUCUGUUUCUUAAACAUGUACGACUAUGAAGCGAAAGAUGUUUGUAGGAUCCCAAUUGCGGUUCAGAUCACAUGACGUGCAAUAAAGUGAAUCACUGGGUCAUUAUCAUCAAUUCCACUUGAAAGAGCAGAACUUAGACUCUGAGAUUCUUCUAAAACCAGAUGUAUGAUUAAAGGUUAAAAAUUUGAUGAGACGUGCAUAAUUUUAUUUUAUUUUUUUUCCCCAAAUUGUUUCCCCAUUUGAAACGCCUGUUAGAUAAAUCAUAAGUUAUUACUCUGUGAUGAAAAUACCCAGCAGUUCUGAAGUGGACCAGAUGGGGGCGCCAAAUAUUAUCAGGCCGGAGGUCAACCCAGUGACCUGUUACAUAUAGAUAUGGGUCUGUAUUUAUCUGACAUGUCAGCCAACUUUCAUAUUCAUUUCAAAGACACUGAUACUGACUUUUCCAAUCUUUUAUUUUUGAUUAUAUUGUAUUUAUUUUGUUUUGAAGUGUAGAUAAAAUAAAUAAAUAAAAUUCAGCUUCAAAUACA
This is a messenger RNA of Poeciliopsis prolifica (blackstripe livebearer), 2532 nucleotides long. Its product is annotated as gastrula zinc finger protein XlCGF57.1-like. The record is from RefSeq and is a predicted model, not a curated record. Gene Ontology annotation, biological process: regulation of immune system process; regulation of cytokine production; negative regulation of transcription by RNA polymerase II. Lineage: Eukaryota; Metazoa; Chordata; Actinopteri; Cyprinodontiformes; Poeciliidae. The transcript has 3 exons. The coding region runs from base 488 to 1939 and encodes 483 amino acids.